This is a messenger RNA of Physella acuta, 1671 nucleotides long. RefSeq names its product WASH complex subunit 3. Gene Ontology annotation, biological process: actin filament polymerization; exocytosis. The record is from RefSeq and is a predicted model, not a curated record. NCBI's taxonomy places the organism in Eukaryota, Metazoa, Mollusca, Gastropoda, Physidae. Gene Ontology annotation, cellular component: WASH complex.
CCCUCUUACACUUCCUUUGGUUGUUUUAAUUUUGUGACGUUAAAAAAUCCCAGCAUUUAGGCCUAAGUAACUUAUCUUGUAGAGAAUAAGUAACAUUUAUCAGGCCGAUCAUUAUUUUUUACAAUUUAGCACAGUUUUUACUAUUUAACUACAUUCUACAAGUUAUAAGAAGAUUCUAUAUUCAUGCUUAUUUAAAGCGUUGUUGUUUUGAAAAUGGAUUCUGAUGGAUUGCCACUUGUUGGUCCUGGAAUAGAUUAUACAAAAGUUGAAGCCAUCAACCAAAAGAGGACCAUAGCUUUCAUCAACCAUUUUAUCACACACACUGCUCGCUUCCUUAACCAUUUUGGCAAUAUUUGUGAGGACAAACUUGAAAAUUUGCAUGGCCGGCUACAGCAGCUAGAGAUCUCACUGAGCAUACUUGAAGCUAAGCUGUCAUCAAUACCAGGCUUAGAAUCAGUGACAGCACCACAGUCCAGCACCCUGGCACCAGCUGCUACUCCAGCUCCCACAGAGAAUCCUACACCCACAGCUGCAGCACCUACAGUCCCAACACCAUCAGUACCGGCCGCACCUGUACCAGCCACGGAGCCAGCAGCACCAGUAGAGGAAGUCAAACCUCAGAACACAGUUUCACAAGAUCCAAGAUAUAUGAAAUUCUUUAAGAUGUUACAGUUUGGUGUCCCACCUCCUGCAGUCAAGGGUAAGAUGGCAAUGGAAGGCUUGAACCCAGACCUACUGGAUACACCAGAUGCCCCUGCCCCUGGUGGUGCCCCCCAGACUUCUCAAGACAGUGAAGACGAAGCCUCUGACAGUGAUGCUGAUUUCAGUGAUUAAAUUGUACUCAUGUUUAAAUAUUUUCCAUAAAAAAAAUUUUUAAGAGGAUAAAUGAAUUAUCCUCUACUUAAAUGUUGAAAUUUUUACAUUAAUUUAUUAUUCAUAAACAACUUUAACUUAUCAGAAAAUGUUUAGACAAUAUUUUUUUCUCAUUGUAUAACUAGGUUAUCCAGUUAAUAAAUUUUAUAUUUAAAAUGCUGAUUAAAACAUUUGGUUCCUUUCAAAUCAUGUUUAAUUGACCCUUGUUAUGAUAUCAAUUUUUUAAGUAUUUAGUCCGUCUGAAUUUUGUAUUGAAGAAUAAUUGCUAUGACUUAACUCAAAUGAUUCAUGGAUGUUUAUAUUUUCAAAAAGGUCUUGCUAAGCCAGAAAAUCAGGUCAUACUAAAUAACCACUUAAGAGAUACAAUAAUAAACAGAUUUCUGUUUAUAUUGUAGGAUAUGAUAAAUAUGUUUAAAAAAAAUUGGUGAUUGUUGUGUAUGAAUGUUUAUAUAUAUAUUUUUUAUUUAUGAAUUUCUUAUUUUUUCCAUCUUCGUCAAAUGACUGUCAUUACAUUUUUGUGAUACUUCUGACUUUAUUCUAAGAUAUAAAAUCAGAUGUUCUCUGUACAAGUCUAGCAUUUAAAAAAUGUUUGGUUGAUGUUUUUUGGGUAAAUUAGCAAUGGAAUACAGUGUCCUGUAAACGAAUGACAUGUGUAAUAUAUUCCAUUGGUUGUUUUUAAAACUGCUUUUCUUGUUGAUGUCAUGAUAAAAUUGUUGAAGAAUUAAUAAAUUGUACUGUUUCAGAGAUGUUUUUAAAACAAUGAUUUCCCAAAUAUACUAUGAUAUUAAACAUUGUUUU